Marchantia polymorpha subsp. ruderalis is the source of this 2426-nucleotide messenger RNA. The record is from the annotation of a GenBank genome assembly. Lineage: Eukaryota; Viridiplantae; Streptophyta; Marchantiopsida; Marchantiales; Marchantiaceae.
GCCAGUGAUCAUCGAAAAGGAAAAAGAAAGAAACGUGUCCAACAGAAAAGGCAGCCUCCUUUCAUUUGUCCCACAUUUGUAUCGACGUGGGUACCUUCCCUUUGCCCACUAAUGGAACUCACAACGUAAGAUCCAUCGACAAGUAUCUUGACAGCCAUUAAAAAGUACCACCUUCGCAGCUGUUUCGGGUCUUUACAGUCUACCUUCUGCUUCACGUUGUCAAGUGAACGAUUUCCUGCUCACGUUCCCCAAUUUCUCAUUGUGAAAACUAAUCAGCGGGUACGGUGCAUCAUCGUACAAGGAACCUCGAACAAAAUCUAUCGCAGCCAUGCGAUGCAGAGGACCGAUUUCUCCCUAAUGCGCAUGCCGAAGACUUUGACCCGAGUUCGGACUCCAGCAUGCUCUCGCUGCCCAUUGACGUCCGUCUUGUCAUCGAGGUCAACAAGGUCGACGAAAUCCGAGGCUCAUGUCUUGACCCGACAUCGAUGCUGGGCAGUAAUUUUGGUUUGAGGAAAUGACCAUGUGAAAGAGAGAUAACUAUAUCGUGCUUCCGAUUCUUAUGUUCGCCUCAUGACCUCAUUGUGAAGAUUGCCAGCGAGCCCAGAGACGAUCCUGAUACUCUGAGAAUACCGAAAGUAUACGAACUGGGGAAAUGGACGACUCCACGUGCAAGUUACAAGCUGAUUAUGUAGAAGAGGUGAGUUGUACGUUUGCAGAAGUCCAAUCGUCUAGACUUGAAGACAAACUUGUCACUGAACGUGAAUUUGCAAUUCUAGAAGCAGUUAAAGUGUCGGAGAUCCACUGGGAGUGUCAAAGAGGGUCAGUUUGGAUGAGCUCCGGUGAAAUUACGCGUGGGCCCCGAUCGAAUUCUGUCGAAGGUGAGACCUUCAGUUCUCUACACAGAUCCACCACGUGAUUACAAUGGUCAGAAAUGGCCACUCCAGAAAGCGUCCCUAGGAGUCGAGCUCGACAGAGUCUACGUAGGAAAGAGGGCGUCUCCAAAGAUUUGGCCCGAGUCACAUUGGACUGCUCCAUGGGACUGCUCCAUGGGACUGCCAUGCCUUGACUCAUUGACGGGCACAGGUCGUCGGAGCAAGUUCCAUAUCUCGAGCCAAGUAUAAAGAGCUUCACAGCAGGUCCUUUCAUCACAGCUCUUCGAAAUCUGUACUGAUCAUCUGUGAGGUGGGUUGAGAAAGAAAGAGACUUGAUCUUGUCUUCGGUCACCAAUACGAACUACCAUUUUCCAACCUACAAGCAAGACGUGGUAGACGCUUCUCACGAGUUCGUGCGAGGAAUCGAAAUACAGUUGGCAAAUUUGCAGAACAACACUUCACUGCUAUAUCUCGAUCGGAGUUCUUUUGACAAAGUGAUGAAGAUGGCACCCAACGCUGUAAAAUUCCAGGCCUGCACGGGUCUGUUGCUGGUUGCUAUCGCCAUCUGCUUCAAUGGAGGUGUUGUAGACGCAAGGAGGCAUACCGAACACAAGCAGCUCGAGUUCUACUUGCACGAGCAAUUUGUGAGUGAGCCGGGAUAUCCGGCCACUGAUCUGCUAGCGGCAUCGGCCACGGGCAAUACGUCAACGUACGCAUUCGGAAAUCUGGGAAUCUCAGAGCAGGUCGUCAGGGAAGGGGUGAGCAACACUUCGACCAUCAUCGGCCGAGCCCCAGGAACAUUCCAGCCCAACAUGGAGGAGAGAACCUUCGCUCUGUACAAGCUGAUUACUUUGCAAACACAGGAAUGGAACGGCACGCUCGUCGUCUUCUGCGACUGGCUUUCCGAAGCAGAGUCCAACGAAUGGACCGUCGUCGGAGGAACUGGAACAUUCAGAAUGAUGAGAGGAUAUGCCAUCAACACCAAAGCAGCUGGAGGCGCAGGCACCAAUUCUAUCACAUUCAAGUGGGAAGUUUUCCUCUAUUGAGCACUCUAUCCUGAAGAAGCGACAUGAGCUGUAGAGUGACAUUUAGUAUGCUUCCGGGGGACGCCUGCACCGGCGGAUGAUUAUGAAUUUGCGAUCUACACGUACAGAGUUAAACCUCCCAAUAGUGAUGUACAUUGGCGCUAACGUUUUACGUAAAUUUGAGUGAAACAAUUGAUGAUAAUAUAUAGCAAAGAAUUUUACUGAAACCCAGAUAGAGUAUAUUGUUGAGAUAGAACUUUGAAUAAAGUAUGUCACACACAUUUUUUCUUCUCAUAACUAUGUAUUGUGAGCAUGAUAGGAAUUUUGUCUCCGAAAUUACACUAGAACUGUCAUUAUUGGUAAUAGUGACUUAUUGUUCUUAUUGAACAGAUUUACGAAUUAAAAAUUAAUGGUUCUGGAAUUUUACUUCACUAAUGAGAGUAUGUCAUUUAUAAGAGCUGACACUAUUGGGAAGUUUAACUCUGUAUUAAUUUAUCAUUUGCAAUUCAAAGGUUUUGCUAAAAUUUUC